Podarcis muralis (Common wall lizard) is the source of this 3432-nucleotide messenger RNA. Its product is annotated as 5-beta-cholestane-3-alpha,7-alpha-diol 12-alpha-hydroxylase-like. The record is from RefSeq and is a predicted model, not a curated record. Lineage: Eukaryota; Metazoa; Chordata; Lepidosauria; Squamata; Lacertidae. Gene Ontology annotation, molecular function: heme binding; iron ion binding; sterol 12-alpha-hydroxylase activity.
UUGUGCCUUUGUGCAACAGAGCUCCGAGAGAUGGCUUUCUGGGUGAUGGUCCUAUGUGCCGUCCUGGCAUGCAUAUUGGGGGGGCUCUAUCUGGUGGGGGCGUUCCGCCAGAGGAGAGCCCAAGAGCCCCCUUUAGAUAAAGGCCUCAUUCCGUGGCUUGGACAUGCACUGAGCUACCGAAAGGACGGCGUUGCCUUCUUGCAAAGGAUGCAGAAGAAGCAUGGGAAUAUCUUCACGGUACUAUUUGGAGGAUACUAUUUCACUUUUGUGAUGGACCCCCUCUCCUAUGGAGCUAUUGUGAAAGAAGCAAGAAGCAAGCUGGAUUUCAACGCAUAUGCAACACAACUUGUGGCCCAAGUGUUUGGUUUUCAACCAGAAAUGAGCACUCAUAAGAUAAUAGAGACCGCCAGCGUGAAGCACCUUAAGGGCAAUGGGCUCGUGGUGAUGACCCAGGCCAUGAUGGACAGCUUGCACAGAGUGAUGGGCCAUAGCCUGAGUUCAGCUGGAGGGGAGAAGUCCUGGAAACAGGAUGGGUUGUUCCACUUCAGCUACAACAUGGUCUUUAGGGCUGGAUACCUAGCCCUGUUUGGAAAUACAACCAGCAAAGGCGAAAAGAACAAAGAAGAUGCUGAGAGGUGUGACGUAACUCACUCUGAAGAUGUGUUUGUAGAGUUUCGCAAGUAUGAUAAACUCUUCCCAGGUUUUGCUUCUUCCACACUGUCUCAUGGAGAGAGAAAAGAGGCUGAGUCUCUGAAGAGACUAUUCUGGAAACUCAUGUCUGUGAAGGAUGUAUAUGAGAGGAGCAACAUCAGUGGUUGGAUAACAGACCAGCAAGAGCAACUGGCUGAGGCUGGGAUGCCUGAAUACAUGAGGGAUAGAUUCCUGUUUCUGCUCCUGUGGGCGGCUCAAGGGAAUACUGGACCAGCUUCCUUCUGGCUUCUUGCCUACCUGAUGAAAAAUCCCAAGGCGAUGGAUGAGGUGAGGAAAGAGGUGGACAGAGUGGUGGGAGAAUCUGGCCAGGAAGUGAGGGCAGGGGGUUCAGUGCUUAAUGUCACCAAGGAGAUGUUAGACAAGACGCCCAUCUUGGACAGUGCUGUGGAAGAGACUCUGAGACUGGCAGCAGCCCCUAUGCUGAUCAGGGCUGUGUUAGUGGAUCUAGAACUCAAGAUGAACGAUGGGAGAAAAUACCUUCUGCGCAAAGGAGACAGAGUUGCCCUUUUCCCCUUUGUGGCAGCACAUAUGGAUCCAGAAAUCCACCCAGAUCCACAUGUUUUCAAAUAUGACCGGUUCCUCAGCCUAGACGGCAGGAAAAAAGAAUUCUACAAGAAUGGAGAAAAAGUGAAAUAUUUCACCAUGCCAUGGGGUGCAGGGACUUCCAUGUGCCCUGGGCGAUACUUUGCUACCAAUGAGGUGAAACUCUUUGCCUUCCUGAUGCUGACAUACUUUGACAUGCAGCUGGUUAACGUGGAGGAGGAAAUCCCUCCCGUAAUCAAGAACCGCUAUGGGUUUGGUGUGAUGCAGCCCACACGUGAUGUUCAGUUCAGGUACCGACUUCGCCACUGAAGGUAGGAGGCAGAGGAAGCAACCUGGUAUCACGUGCCUGUGAAUCUUCAGGCCAAAAUAAGUUUAAAAAGAGAUAAAAUGUAUGUUUCUGUAUGUGGGUAAAAGCUCGUGGGAGAAUGUAGCGCUUGCAUAGAAUGUUUGGUAGAAGCCAUUAUCAUUUAACAAGUCAUUUUAUCCUAGAAGUGGAAACUGUGGGCCUUAUAACUUUUUAAAGUGUGGUGGAAUUGAUAGCAUGUAAGCUAAUAUUCUGUGCUAACAUUUAUCUAUCAAAGGCACCAAGCUCAGGCCUGCAGUGGAGUUAAGGGUUAGCAGAAAAGCAGUAUCGGGUGGCGGUGGGGUGCUUGAUCAUUCUCACACUAAGAUACUUUCAUCUGCAACUCCUUCUUCCGGUUAAGGACUUUUAAUCCUUAGCGCUGAAAGCUGAGGACCCCAGUUAGAAUCUCAUCUCAGCUAUGAACUCACUAGGUGGCCUUUGGCAAGCCAGGUGUAUCUCAUUGUCUUUGGGCUUGUACACAAUUCCAUUUGUCCCAUGCCUAGAAAGCAUGGGUCUGAAUCGUUUCCCCAUUGUUCCACUUAUUUCCCAGGGAAAACCCACUCCUUGGCUGUAAAUCAGAACAAACGUCAAUCUGCAGAAAACCCAAUUGCCGUUUGCUCCAAUUGAGCACUAAAGAGUGGCUUUCCCCAGGGAAAGCAGCAGGACAAGACAAAGUGUGGAUAAGCCCUCUGUCUCUACCCCCAAUCUGAAGUGAGAGGGGUGUGUGUGUGUGUGUGUAGAACUGGGCACCCCAUGGGAUGUCCUAACUUUAGAAUUCAAAAGCUUCACCCGGACACUUUUUCUUACCCAGUGCACAGCACACAUCCUGCCUAGUAAGCACACAGCUACAGGAGAUUUCACCCAAAAGACCCAUCAUACAAGCAAAAAGGCCCACAAACUUUUACUGCUCCCUCCCGCCACACAAACAUUUAGGUCCUAAACUGUUCUUCUUCUUCCCAUUUAAUGGUACUACGCAAUGUCAGCCUUUUCCCUCAGAAAGGCUUGAACUGAAUUGAAUUGCCCUUUGCUCCAGGGCAAAGAGCAGCAAAGAGCAGUUUUUUGUGGGGAAAGCAUGGGGUGGGGGGGAAGAAAAAGAGAGAGAGAAACGCUCAGACACGGUGCUUUAGAGUGCAGAACUGAGCCUAGAAACGCGGCACAAAAGGAAGUCUGGAUGAGCCCUAAGAUAGGAAUAUAGAAGAAACUGCUGUCAUCCCAAGCAACUCAUUUCCCAGUAGAUUCACUCUGCAGUUGUCAUUAGCAAGCGGAAUGGGCCUGCACCAAAUAAGGUCACAAGCUAUUUUGUACACUAUGUACCUUUCAUAACAUGUACAGGACUUUGCCUCAUUAUUUGCAAGGUGCAAGAGUUCCAGGUAUGUGUCAACAUUCAUCUUUGCACCUGCAAUCAACUUUAUCUCUUUUAUUUAUUGUUGUGCAAGACAAUGUCCCUGGGACAAGCUGUGAUUCUGGCUCCAAUAUUUUGAGUACCUUGAAUAUCCAUUGAUGUCAUGAGUACUCUUAGGUGUAAAGGCUUAAGCGUAAUUAAGAAUGCAUGCUUUUAAUUGCUUUUAACCACAUGCAUCUGCUCUCAACUUGUAUGGAAAAUACCACCUCUGUGCUGCUCCUAUGUUUUGUAAUUUUGAUUGCUGUUAUUUUGUUUGUCUGUACCUUUGUUUCUACACGAAUGUAAAACCUUUAAAACUGAAAAGAAAUACUUACGGGAAAUGAAUGGGAUAUGAGGAAACAAUAAAGAUAAAGUUAAAGCAACUGUGUUGGGCAGGUUGCUUAGACAUGUAAUAAAAGGAGCUGUGUCGUGCAAAGUGAAUUGCUAACUGGUU